AACUGCAAAACACAUGCCAUCGUCACAUAGUAAUACAUUGUAUUGAUAAUUCUGUGCAGCACAUGGGCCGGCCGAGGCACAAACAGCAGUGCCUUUCAAUAUCCGUUUUAAAACUCCUCAAACCUCAGUCUGAAUCCCACAGGAAACUCACAAGUGUUCAUCCAGUGUUUGCUAUGGUGAUCAUCACGAUUGCUUAUGUACGAUACAAUAAAAUCCCACCUAAAACAUCCAUAAAUCAGCUAUGGUAUUGGAAUAGAAAGCAAGCGUAUUGCAUUGUGGCGUCAAAUUUUGCACGUGCAAAAAAUGCCGCUGCAAUUAAAAAAUAAAUCUAGUUUACAUUGUAUUUAUUCUGAGGUGUUUCUCUCAGUAUGCCUCAAUCAGACACGGCGUCUCCACUAUAGAUAGCUGCAGUGUUUUUUAUGUAACUAAAGUCAGAAUACUUGAACUAUCUUGUGUAAAGAUAUUGCAGUGAAGGUGUAGCGUUGUGUUUUGUAGGAGUUUUAUUUUUCUCUAGUUUGUGUCAAAUACUUAAUAAAAUGUUUUCAAGCAGCCUGUUUGUGUUUAUAUACUGUUGAUGCUGCAUUUCAUGCAUUAGAUGAUCUUGAAGGGGUGGUUGAUUAUGAUUUCACUUUUUUAACUUUAGUUAGUGUGUAAUGUUGCUGUUUGAGCAUAAACAACAUCUGCAAAGUUACAACGCUCAAAGUUCAAUGCAAAGGGAGAUAUUUUCUCUUUUUAAGGACUUCAACAAACGGCUGGUAGGGACUACAACGGGCUUCUUCCCGGGUUGGUGACAUCACUAAGCUAAAAUUUACAUAAACCCCGCCCCCGAGAACACGCAACAAAGGGGUGCGAGGCCAUGUUGGGCUGCUUUAGAGAAGAGGAAGAGUUGUUGUAGUAGAGUGUUGUUGCCACGCCGGACUGCUUCACAAACGAGGGUCAAUUCAACGCUGGAUUUGCACAAAAGAUUAACAUGAUGGCACAUGCUAGUGGAUGAGUUGAAUCAACUCCACAGCAACUACAUAAAUUUAUCCUCUAACCAUUCAGAAACGUCUAAAAGUUGUAACUUCUUCCUGAGUCUCUCCAUCAGUGUCGACUCCGGUUUGAACAAUGUAAGGCUGAACACCGUUACUGACAAUCCUCAUUUUGUCUGCGUGAGAUUCUCCAGCUUUGUUGUUGUUGAGCAACCGAAGCGUGAGCUGUUAAAGCUCCGCCCUCUUUUGGAAAGGGGGCCGGGAGCAGCAGCUCAUUUGCAUUUAAAGGGACACACACAAAAACGGCCUGUUUUUGCUCACACCCAAAUAGGGGCAAAUUUGACAAGCUAUAAUAAAUGACCUGUGGGGUAUUUUGAGCUGAAACUUCACAGACACAUUCUGGGGACACCAGAGACUUAUAUUACAUCUUGUGUUAAAAUCCCCCUGUAGUCAAUAAUUGUAUCCCUUAAAACUCAUCUUUGAUCACCAAAAUAACAUAUUUAAACGUUCUCCCAUUGAAAAAAAUGUCUUAAAAUAGCUUGAAUGUAACUACACCCUUGCUUCAUUUAGUAUACGCGGACUCAUGAAUAUGCUAAUUAGCCCCGCCUCCACUCACUCACACCAGAUCCACUCGGUCAACUUACUGAGGUAAACGCUGCACAAUCGAAUCACUCUUUACAACGUCGAACAUAUAAAGGUAAUUAAUACGAUUAGCCUUUUGUUUGAUUACUUUAUCAAAAAGCUAAUAAUGUGAACUUGCUUAUGUUCCCGUUGUCCACCUCAGAGUCAGACAGCUGCCAUCUAACAAUCAGUAUCCUUAGAAACGCUUUGAACACGUCUGAACGUCAGUGGAGAAAGUUCAUUAUAACAUCGUAAUCUACAUCAUACACCCACCCGAUUUUUAAUAUCAACAGAAAAAUAAACCGGGAUAUUAUAACCUGGCUUCUCUUGAGACUCCACUGCUUCAGAUCGGUCAUAGUUAAUGAUAUGCUAAAGCCCGCCGGCACGUGUGACGUAACAGUUUGUGACGUAAGAUACGCCAGCGAUUUCAAACCAUGUUUUUGAAACUGUCUUUAGAUCACUGCAGUUUUAAAGAGAAAAUGGCCAGCAGUAGUGUUGACUUAUGAAUUUACACUUGGUUAGUCAUAAAACAUAUUAAAAACACCACAUAGACUUAUAAACAACAUUAAAAACUUGAUUUUCACCACAGUACAGAUUACUAACUGUGUUACUGACUCUGCAUCGCUCUGAAGUACAUAAUGCUUGGUUCAGUAAUCAGCUGUUUCUUUAUGUGUCUCACUUCGAUCUACUCCUACAACAGAAAUAUGAAUCUUUCCAUUGGCUCACACUGUUGACCCGUCACUGUUUGUAAAGGUGUUGCGUAAAGCUCUGAUAUGAUAACCUCAGGGGCGAUUAUGAGUGCACUGAGUGCAACUACAGUGAAUUAUCACGGAUCCCAGGCAACAGACUCUGUCAUGUGACUUUCUGCAGUCAUACAGGAAGUGUUGAGAGAGGAGCAGCGCUUCAGUCAUCAUUCUCUACAUCACAUUUAUGUAAAUCUUCUGCCAUCAGAUGUGUGUUGAUCACCAUGGCAUCGCUGCUCUGCACCCUACAGGACCAUCGUGAUGACGUGAACUGCUGCGCGCUCUCUGACCGUUUUCUGGCCUCGUGCUCAGGAGACAAAACCGUCCGCGUGUACUCUUGUGAGGACUUCAGCGAGCUGCGCUUCUCUCCUCUGCGCGCGCACGCUUACGGCGUUCACUGCUGCUGCUUCAGCAGUUGCGGCCGUUAUCUGGCGUCGUGCUCCACGGACGCGCGCACUAUAAUAUGGAGCACGUCUACAGGCGCAGCGGUGGCCGCACUGGAGCAUCCAGCGCGCGCUCCGGUUCGAGUUUGCGCAUUCUCUCCUGACGCGCGCUGCCUGCUGUCCGGCGCGUCUGACGGGACUGUGGCGAUCUGGGAUGUGACGGCAAAGACGCUACAAAGAUGUGCUAAAGUCAGUGAGGGCACCGUCCUGGCCUGCUGUUUCUCCCCGUGCGGACAGAUGUUUGUCACGGGCUCCACUCUGGGAGAACUUCACCUCUGGACGCGGUCUGUGGGGCCUUUACACACGCAGAGAGAAGCGCAUGAUCUAGGAGUCAACUGCUGCCAGUUCUCCCCUCAGAUGAGCAUCGAUGGCCAGACAAUCAAAUUUCGAUUGGCCUCUGGUGGGCAGGAUAACCAACUGAGGAUAUGGAUUAUUUCCCAGCAUGCAACAACAGGUUAUGAGAUGUCGUUGCUGUACAAUCUCACUGCUCAGUCUGCUCCGGUCCUCUCCUGUGCGUUCUCAUUUGAUGGACAGCUGCUCGUCUCAGGGUCUGUUGAUAAAACAGUGACGGUAUAUGACGCGAAUCAUGGAGAACUUCUACACACUCUGACGCAGCAUGACAGAUAUGUGACUGCAUGUGCGUUCUCUCCCUGCGUGUUGAUGUUUGCAUCUGGCUCUAUGGAUAAGACGGUGAAUAUCUGGAGGAUUGGAGAUGGAAAUGCUCAAGCAUCUGAACCAUUGAAAACGUCAGUCCAAGGAAGCAAGCCGCUGGGUUACUCCAGAACGCUGGUCAGCGAUUGGUCAGAGGAGGAUGUGUGCGAGUGGCUCCGUGACGAAGGAUUUGAAGCUUUGGUGGACAUAUUUAGGGCCCACAACAUUGACGGGGCCGAACUAAUGACCUUAAACAUGGAGACACUGACCACUGCAUUUAACAUUGAGUCGGUGGGUCUCCGGGGUCGAGUCAUAAGGAAGAUCAAGGAUCUGAGAUCUUCACUGCUGGACUCUGACAGUCCAGAUGAGUUCCUCUGUCCGAUCACCAGAGAGCUCAUGAAGGACCCCGUCAUCGCUGCAGAUGGAUAUUCCUAUGAAAGGGAGGCGAUCGAGAGCUGGAUCAACACUCCCAAUCGCUCAAGCCCAAUGACCAACCUGCCGUUACAAACCACUAUACUGACCGCCAACAGAAGCUUGAAGAUGGCCAUACAGCGCUGGAAGUCCAGCCAGUGACCUCAGUUUGCUUUGUGUAAAUGUGACCGAUUUUCUUUAAUAGAUAGAAAAGGUUUCGUCUUAAUUCUGAUUCAAUUUUUCGAUAAGACCAGUUUAUCUGUUUGUUCAUGUGACGUUCGCCUAUUUACACUGUUUUGACCAUAGACAUAAUAAAUACAUAUAUAUAUAUAUGGCGUCACCCGCGUGUGGCGUUUCAAAUCAUUUUGUGAAGCAAUUGGUUCAAAGUUUUGAAAAGCUUAGUUUCUUCCGUCACUACCUAUAAUAAUCUAUGAACAGACGUUCUCCUACAACUUCGAGCAGCUGUGCGGCUUAAUUUUGCUUAGUUCAUGUUCAUAUUUCCACAGUGCUGAACUCACAAGAAAAGAGGCAUUACUGUAUUUGACUAGUUUAUACAGCUCUCGUCACCGCUGUGCUUUCUGUAUGACGGGCAACAAUGGCGUGACUCAGUCGAGGGUCAUUUGAGGUGUUCAGGUUGAACAGACAGUGCUGAAGUCAAGCUAAUGUACCUUGAUUUGAAUAGAGCCAUUAGAUGGAGGUCAGAACAUUUAACUGCACAAAUACAAUGCAUUUUGACUCAAAAUUGCACAUGAACAGAACAUUGCAGAGCAUUCUGGGAAAAGCUUUUACCAAAUAAUUCCACACAUAUUUGCAGUUUUUCAUUUUCUUCUUCAUACUAACAUAAAGCAAACCCUCUGAAUAAUAUGAUACACGACCAACUCCUGAAUUUGUUUCUCAUGCCAUUAAAAGCCUUAUGAUUGCUGCUUAAAUGUGUCAAAUUAGCUUUGCAGAGAAAUAUAAAUUUUGCCUACAAGUUUGUAUUUCGCUUUUCGCUUUAUCACACACAGUUUCUGCCAAUCUCAUGUUAAUCUUGAGUACAUAUAGAGUAAUAUUGCAUCCUUCAUAUCUCCGAAAGUCUUUGGUUUUAUCAUAUUUAUAAAAGAUAGAUAUGCUGUACCGAGUCUUUCCGAAAAAAAGCCGAGCUCUUGGAGGCGUGUCUGCCGUCAGUGUCGUGGGCGGAGCUAAAGAGUCACAAGCACGCGCAGCUUUUGCAUCGAGAUCGUUUGGCACAGAAAUACUCCAACUCGUGUUUUGAAACUUUAGCCAUGUUUAGCAUGCGAAUGCAACUCUUGAACAGUGUAAAUAAGUCAGGAUGCAUGAAAUAGCAUUAAAUCAAGGGAACGAAUUAGUAAAUCGUGCGCACUCGGAUAUGCAUUGCUUACGUUGCACGAGUGCCCACUACUGGCGGAACUCGUGCAUAAGGUUUAAAUGAAACGCAUUAAGCCCUUGUUCACUUGGAAUUCACUAUGGAGAUGAUUUAUUAUUUAAACCCCUUCUGUACUUAUGAGUUUGUUUUAAGCAACAUUCUAUAUGUUGUUGGAGAAAAUAUAUAAAAUCCUAUAGAGCUGUUGAAGAAAAAUACAAUUACACAAAUGAAACAAAAUAUCAAUAGUAUAAACUUUGACUGUGAAUAUAAGGUAGCUACAGUUAUUAUGCGAUUAAAUCUCAACAUAAUAUAUUAUACACUAUUAUGCGAUUAAUUCUCAUAAUAAUCAAAAUAUAUUACAUUCUAGUUAAGUGCGAUCUACUGUGACGUCACAAUCAAGUUGAAUUGUGGGAUAUAGAGCUGCUUGAAGUCUACAUCAACAUACCCUGCGUUCCAUUCAGAAGGGCUCAUCCCUAUGCCCUAAUCCCUUCAAAGGCUUUACCCUCCGGAGUGUGAGCUUCGAAGGGAUGAAGGGUGUAGGGGUAAAAAAAAACCCUCCUUUUUUGGAAUGUACUUCUGCGUCAUCUUAAUGAGACAAUCAAGGAGUAGAUCGUAAAAGCUGCGCCUUUUGUUUAACGUUAGUUUAUUUAUUUUUGGUUUAUCGCACCAUAUUGUAUAUUGUCUAUGUAUUUGAAACAUUUGAAUGGACUGAUAAAGGGAGCUAAAGUAUUUUUGUCAUUUUGACCAUAAUAUUGUACCAAAUCUAACUCGUAUAAAUAUUACAGUAGUAUAGAAAAACACUAUACAUACAUUUAUAGGUAAAAUCGAACUCCGAGCCUCCUGUACCCAUUCUGUGACGACAAACAACUUCCCUGUGCAAAGGAUCAUGGAAGUGUCCAUCUGUUGUACCCUUCGAAAUCCUUCAUUCCGAAGGGCCCUUUGAAGUGGCCAGUUUUGAGCACUUCGGUUUGGAACAACCCUUCAAAAUGGCGGCCAUGAUUAAUUUCACUCCGAAGUGCCCUUUCGGAGGGCGAUAUAUCCCAUUUGGAACACAUCUCCAGUCAAAAUCGAGGGGACGAGGGUCUGUCCAUGAAUGCACUUCAAAAUGGCGGCAGGGAUUCCCCGAGGGGAAGUGCUUAGGGAAGUUCGCAAGUGCGUGUCUAAAACUGGAGUGGAACGCAGCCCAAAUGAGAGGAUUUGUGAAUGGCAGUGAAGCAACGCAACUGACGCUCACGAGUUUUUUAGCGGUCGUGAAGUAAUUAGUACCUACUUGAGAGUAUGAAAUUUCAGAGACAGUCUGUGUGUUAAAAUCUUUGCGUUUUGUUCAUGUGUAACGCAACAUUUUUUAUUUGCGUAUUUCUUUAAUUAUGUUUUUAAGUCUUAUCCUUCCUGUCCAAAUUCUGUGCACUGGAGUAUAACAUUUCACAGUAAUAAUAAAUACAUAUUUUUAUUUCCUAUAGAUAUAUAAUGGCAGAAAUGAAUACAGAAUGCAAUUACAGAUCGCAACUCAUGAGGAACCAAUUGCAGAAAUAAUAAUGUACAACACAUGUACCUAUAUAAACGUUUAUAUUUUUAAUUGUAUAUAUUUUUCUUCAAUUCUUUCAUAUUGACUUCAGCAUGCGAGCCACACUAAGAUUACCUCAAUAGUUUCAUAUUCAUAAAACAUUUCUGUUUCAUAUUUACUUGAAAGUAGCUGCACAAAAAAUAUAUUAACGUUUUAGUUUUGUGUGUAAUAUGUAAUAUUAAAUGUGGGCGAUUUUAAUAAGCAUGUGUCCAAACCGCUGCCUGCAUGAUUUGGACAAUAAUGUAUUUAUUUGUUUUCAUUUGCAUAUGUUUUUCUUUUCGUUUAAUCUAAACUAUCUUGUACAGCACAACACUUCACACAAUAAUAAAGAAGAAAUACUUUU
Molecule: messenger RNA, 7113 nt
Organism: Ctenopharyngodon idella (grass carp)
Lineage: Eukaryota; Metazoa; Chordata; Actinopteri; Cypriniformes; Xenocyprididae
Product: WD repeat, SAM and U-box domain-containing protein 1-like
Exons: 13
Coding region: 2560-4002 (480 amino acids)
Biological process (GO): protein ubiquitination
Molecular function (GO): protein binding; ubiquitin-protein transferase activity
Source: RefSeq, a predicted model, not a curated record